GCGCCUAUCCGCCAUGUGGAUUCCACAAAANCCCCUCAACAAGCUGAAGAUUGCUGUUCAUCUUCUCCAAGCAAUCCUCACCUUUAUCACAGGAUGUAUGACACUGGCAAUACUAUCGGAAAAGGGAAAUAAUGACAGCCGGGUGCAGUGGUGUUUUGCUCUGGUAGGACUCGAGUACACCGAUCACAUAUGCAUAGUACCUUGCUGGACAAGGCUAUGGCGUCUGGCUAAUCCAUACAUCUUCUUCGCCAUCGACUUAGUUUUCACGAUUUUCUGGAUCUCGGCGUUCGCUUCUACUUGUGCAUGGACAGCGAAGGGCAUGCAGAAAGGCGCUGUCGAUAAAAAGUUGAACGCAAGCGAUGCGUCUUGCUCAACCUUUGCUUUUGGAUCAACAUUAACUUGUAACCUUGCAAAAGCCACGACCGGUACCGGUGUAGCAUUGUGCAUUUUCUUCUCGGUUGCAGCGAUCAUCUCCGGCAUUGAUGCCUACAAGUUCUGGAAGUCAGGAACUGUACGCACGCAACCAGAAAUUUAUGGCCAGCCGCCUUCCCGUGCUUCUUCGCCAGAGGGCAAAGACGAAUGGUCGCUCAGCACGGAAGAUCUGCAUGGUGCAAAGAGCACCUAUGCUUCGGAUGCGUAUCAAGGCUGGGCGCAAGACACUGAAGCUGCUUUCUUGGAGUCGGACACAUCAGAGGGACGUCACCCUGGACAGCAUAUCCGUAACCCGAGUACGAGGACGAUACCCUACGAGAGGGAUCUCACGCCUAGUGCUAUGAGUCCUGUAGUGGCAGAGAUACGCUAUACAGGCAUCUUUCCGCCAGCGACGGCCAACUACAGCUUCUCGCGAGAA
Aureobasidium uvarum is the source of this 850-nucleotide messenger RNA. Lineage: Eukaryota; Fungi; Ascomycota; Dothideomycetes; Dothideales; Saccotheciaceae. The record is from the annotation of a GenBank genome assembly.